Molecule: messenger RNA, 435 nt
Organism: Ochlerotatus camptorhynchus
Lineage: Eukaryota; Metazoa; Arthropoda; Insecta; Diptera; Culicidae
Product: histone H2A-like
Exons: 1
Coding region: 1-375 (124 amino acids)
Biological process (GO): heterochromatin formation
Cellular component (GO): nucleosome; chromatin
Molecular function (GO): protein heterodimerization activity; DNA binding; structural constituent of chromatin
Source: RefSeq, a predicted model, not a curated record
AUGUCUGGACGUGGAAAAGGAGGCCAAGGCAAGGGAAAGGCAAUGUCCCGUUCGAGCCGCGCUGGAUUGCAGUUUCCAGUCGGUCGUAUUCACCGUCUACUCCGAAAGGGCAACUAUGCCGAGCGUGUUGGAGCCGGUGCUCCCGUCUACCUGGCUGCCGUGAUAGAGUAUCUGGCCGCUGAAGUUCUCGAGUUGGCAGGAAAUGCCGCUCGUGACAACAAGAAAACCCGAAUUAUCCCACGUCACCUGCAGUUGGCCAUCCGCAACGACGAAGAGCUGAACAAACUUCUUUCCGGAGUGACCAUCGCUCAGGGUGGUGUCCUGCCAAACAUCCAGGCCGUCCUGUUGCCCAAGAAGACCGAAAAGAAGGCCUAAAUUCGAUCGAAGUUCCCACCCUUUAACAAAAUCCGUCCUUUUCAGGACGACCAAUUUGAU